GCGACUUGCAGUCAGAGCUCAGACUAGUCUGCACAGAGAGAUCGAUGCGCUCCACUGUCACCGCGAUGAAGGGCUGCUUCUGUUUGCUUGGGAUUCUUCUCCUGUCUGUCAGGCUGACGGGUGUUUCUGGUGAUGGAAUCAUUGGGGGUAAGGAGGUCACGCCUCACAGCCGCCCUUACAUGGUCUACUUGGCAGUAAGAAGAGCGGGUCAUUUCUCUAGUUGUGGCGGCUUUCUAAUUCGGGAAGACUUUGUCUUGACUGCCGCGCACUGCAAGGGAGAAGAGAUUAGAGCUGUUCUGGGAGCCCAUGCAAUAUUGAAGGGAGAGAAUUCUCAGCAGUUAAGGCAUGUGAAGAAGAUCCUCCCUCACCCGCAAUACAGCCAGGCAAAUCACGACAUCAUGUUGCUGAAGCUGGCACACAACGCCAGUCUGAAUGAGAACGUGGGAGUGGUGCCGUUGCCGCAGAAACUGGAGGUAGUUCUCCCUGGUACGGAGUGCUCUGUGGCGGGAUGGGGGGCGAUGAAUGUAACAGGGACCCACCCUGCCAGCAAACUCAUGGAGGCCCCUGUGACUGUGAGCAACUGGCAACAGUGCAGAAGAAGGUGGGAGGAAAAAUUCACAGAGUACAUGAUAUGUGGCGGCAUGGCAAACAACGGAGCUUGUAAGGGAGAUUCCGGGGGACCCCUGAUGUGCAGAGGUGUGGCUCAUGGAAUCGUUUCCUUCGGGAGUAAUCCAUGCAGUGAGAAGCCAGACGUGUACACAAAGAUCUCCAUGUACAUGGACUGGAUCCAGGAAACCCUAGCCAACAACUGAGAGCGUCCCGCUGCAUUGCCAUUGCAGCCAGCCUGCUUCUGCACGCUUUACUGAAAGAUCCAGAAUCAUCAGUUUCCUGCUUCACAUGAUUUACAUAUAGAUUUCAAGCAGUGUGUGUUCAAGUACUGCAAUAUUAUUUGUGCACUAUUACUAAUCCUAAUCAAAAGCACUGUGCAUUUCGCUUGGUUUUGACUCUUGAAUAGGAAAUGUGGUAGAAAAGUCCUACAGAAAGACAUCUUCAUUGUUACAUUAGCUUUGCUCUGUUGCCUUGUAAGGCAGUGAAUUAAAGAGUUGCUCAAA
Messenger RNA from Polyodon spathula (Mississippi paddlefish), 1112 nucleotides. Its product is annotated as mast cell protease 1A-like. Gene Ontology annotation, molecular function: serine-type endopeptidase activity. Lineage: Eukaryota; Metazoa; Chordata; Actinopteri; Acipenseriformes; Polyodontidae. The transcript is spliced from 5 exons. Gene Ontology annotation, biological process: proteolysis. Bases 45 to 812 code for a protein of 255 amino acids. The record is from RefSeq and is a predicted model, not a curated record.